UGCGCAUUCGGUGGAUCGUGGUAUAUACACAUAGACCGUAUGUUAUUUGACGCAAACCGUUCCUAUCGUUUUGAGCGAAGCUAAGCGGACUGUAAACAAACCAGCGAACAGAUAUACCGGACAUGAGCACAGCGAGGACGUCGCAGCCAGGAGUAUAAUAAUUUCAAGUAACAAUGCCGAAAGUAGUUUCAAGGAGUAUAAUAUGUUCCGACACCAAGGAUCAAGAAGAAUACAGCGAGGAAAAACCUCUACAUAUUUAUUAUUGUUUGUGCGGGCAAAUGACAUUAAUUUUAGAUUGUGCAAUAGACAAAUUACCUUUGAGAAAGAGAGACGGUGCACGAGUUAUCGAUGGAAGUAAACAUGCUCAUAAAAUGACUUGCGAGCAAGAUGAAAUCGUAUAUUUGAAACGAUCCGAAGGCACAGAAAAACAAUAUCGUCAAAAAUGUAAAAAGUGUGGACUGUUUCUUUAUUACAAGCACGAUCAAAGUACAAAUGUUGUGUUUAUCGUGAAGGGUGCUGUAAUUAAAAGUUCUGGCGAGGGUCCUAUGACAGACAUAUACAAUCAAGUAGCUAUCGAGAAACCAAAGAAGAUAAUGGUGACAAAACAUACAAAAAAUAUGGGAAAAUUCAGUUCGGUUACUGUUUCUACUAUCGACGAGGAAGAGGAUGAGAUCGAAGCUAGAGAGGUUGCAGAUUCGUAUGCGAACAAUGCAAGAAUAAUAGAAAAACAAUUAGAGAGGAAAGGAAUGAAUAAACGAAAGACUAUGCCUCCACCUGAAGCUGAUCAAAAGAGAGCAAGACCCAGAGGCACGCUAUUGGACGUGUAAAAAAUCCAUUGUAUAUUAUCGAGUAUCGAAAGAUAUUUGAAUUGUAUAUAAAUGCAAAUGUAUAUAAACGACAAAUAGUCCAAAGAAUUAGACAAGUUUUUUAACAUUA
This is a messenger RNA of Megalopta genalis, 936 nucleotides long. RefSeq names its product STING ER exit protein. Gene Ontology annotation, biological process: endoplasmic reticulum membrane organization; endoplasmic reticulum to Golgi vesicle-mediated transport. The record is from RefSeq and is a predicted model, not a curated record. NCBI's taxonomy places the organism in Eukaryota, Metazoa, Arthropoda, Insecta, Hymenoptera, Halictidae.